AUGGCGACUCUUUUACCACCCCCCAAGAGACAAAAGUCGAACUACGCCAAAUCACUUGAAAAGCCAGUCAUAGUAGAAGCUGAGAAUAUCCCAUCAAUCGUUGUUCAGUUUAAAUCUUCUGAAGAUGGUUCGAAUCUUGGUCCAGCGAUCAACCUACCUGCUGAUACCGGUAGAGAUGCUUUACAAAUGCUAGUCAACAAACUUAGAGGAGAGACCGAAGACCCAUUGCCGUAUGCGUUUCACCUUGUACCUAAAACACCUUCGACUUCGACCUCACCUCAAUCCGCAAGAGUACAAAUAAACAACUCGAUACAACUUGACGCUCUGAAAGUAUCAGGAACCACAUUCUCCCCUGAAGAUGUGUUCGAGCUGUGGUGCGAACCACAAGCUGUAUUCAGAGUGAGAAGCGUAGGAAGGUGUAGUGCUACAUUGAGUGGUCAUUCGUCCCCGAUUUUAUGCUGCGCGCAUUCACCUACCGGUAAAUACGCUGCUACUGGUUCAGGAGAUGCUACAGCUAGAAUAUGGGAUAUGGAGACUGGAACUCCAAAGUCCACUCUGUCAGGACACAAGGGAUGGGUACUCUGCGUUGAAUGGGAUUCAAGGGAGAAUAUUUUGGCCACGGGAGGACAUGAUGGUCAGGUCCGAUUAUGGGUUCCUUCGACUGGCCAACCUCACGGUCAACCUUUACUCGGCCACACCAAAUGGAUUACAUCUCUUGCUUUCGAACCUCUUCAUCUAGUGCCUUCGAAUUCUCCUUCACCGCGUUUAGCUUCCGCUUCAAAAGACGGUACAGUCAGGAUCUGGAAUACAUCAACGAGAAAAUUGGAAUUCGUAUUGACUGGACAUGCAGCAAGUGUGAAUGUGGUCAGAUGGGGUGGUGAGGGAGUGAUAUAUACUGGAAGUAGUGAUAGGACCGUAAAGGUCUGGAGUGCAGUGGAUGGGAAACUCAUCAGGACACUCAAUGAACAUGCUCACUGGGUGAAUACCAUGGCUCUGAGCACAGAUUUCGUUUUGAGAACCGGACCUUUUGACCACGUAGGGAAAGUACCAAAAGAUGAUGACGAGGCCAAAGCAUUAGCGCUUGCACGAUACAAGAAUGUCAUAUCGACACAUCCCGAGACAUUGAUAACAGGAUCAGAUGAUCACACAUUAUACUUAUGGCCCGAUCAAGCUUCCUCAUCAUUCUCUUCAACUGCUACACCAAAGAAACCAAUGGCAAGAUUAACAGGACAUCAAAAGCAAGUCAAUCACGUGGCUUUCUCACCUGAUGGAAGGAUGAUUGCAUCUGCUGGAUUCGAUAACGCCGUGAAGAUAUGGGAAGGAAGGACCGGAAAGUUCAUCGCUAGUUUACGUGGACACGUGGCUGCAGUGUAUAGAGUAGCUUGGUCGGCUGAUUCAAGGAUGUUGGUCAGUGCAAGUAAAGACACUACAUUGAAGCUUUGGAACCUGAAGACGUACAAGAUCAGAAUUGAUUUACCUGGACAUACAGAUGAAGUGUAUUGUGUUGAUUUUGUCGCUGACAAAGUAGUCAGUGGAGGAAGGGACAAGACUGUAAAGAUGUGA
Molecule: messenger RNA, 1563 nt
Organism: Kwoniella shivajii
Lineage: Eukaryota; Fungi; Basidiomycota; Tremellomycetes; Tremellales; Cryptococcaceae
Exons: 9
Coding region: 1-1563 (520 amino acids)
Biological process (GO): ribosomal large subunit assembly
Cellular component (GO): nucleolus
Molecular function (GO): protein binding
Source: RefSeq, a predicted model, not a curated record